This is a messenger RNA of Salvia hispanica, 1660 nucleotides long. RefSeq names its product nicotinamide adenine dinucleotide transporter 1, chloroplastic-like. The record is from RefSeq and is a predicted model, not a curated record. NCBI's taxonomy places the organism in Eukaryota, Viridiplantae, Streptophyta, Magnoliopsida, Lamiales, Lamiaceae. Gene Ontology annotation, biological process: transmembrane transport; nucleotide transport.
UAGUUACCGGAUUUAAUUAUUCAUCAAUAUUUCAUUGAGGUGCCCCGAAUUUAGCUCUGCGAGGAUCCGAAUCUGCGUUUUGAUUUUCUGCCGAUUUUAAUCCUGGCUGUGAUUACGUCGCCGCACUCGCUCACAAUUGAAAUCGAUUGUUGAAAAACCUCUUUUUUAGCUAUAAUCGAUUUUUCAACCCAGGAUCGCUGCGAUACAAUUGAUUUCUCCGAUGAUUAUCACCGCUGGUAGCUAUUUUAUGGAUUUUUAUUCACCGAAGCAGAGGAGAUUCGGUUGAAUCUGUACGGAUUGGCCAUGCGACGGUUGUUCUCGGAGACGAACGGCCUCUUGAGAGAGGACUCCACCAUCAUCGCCUCCGCCUCUGCCUCUGCUACCUAUCGAGGUGUUAUUUAUUCUGAAUUAGCCGAUCGUUGUAGAUAUCGCGAUGGCCGUUGACACGCACGUCCCUAGUUCAAGGGAGCUGCUGUGCAAUGCUGGCGCCGGUGCCGCAGCUGGAGUGAUUGCAGCUACUUUUGUGUGUCCAUUAGAUGUUAUUAAGACAAAGCUGCAGGUCCAUGGGCUGCCGCAGCUCACUAGUAGUAAUUUUAAAGGUAGUGUUAUAUUUGGGAGCUUAGAACAAAUAUUUCUGAAGGAUGGGUAUCGAGGCAUGUACCGUGGGCUUUCGCCUACUGUGCUUGCAUUGAUUCCAAAUUGGGCGGUGUAUUUUACAAUUUAUGAUCAAUUAAAGAGUUCUCUUGGUGCUGAUGAUGUAAAUCAUCAUCAGCUCUCAAUUGGUGCGAAUAUGAUUGCUGCUUCUGGUGCUGGGGCUGCAACUACGAUUGUCACAAAUCCUCUUUGGGUUGUCAAGACAAGGUUUCAAGCUCAAGAAAUUAAACCAGGGGUGGUUCCUUAUAGUGGCACAUUUUCCGCCUUGAGAACAAUCGCACUCCAAGAGGGUCCUCGUGGACUAUAUAGUGGUCUUGUGCCAGCUUUGGCUGGUAUCAGUCAUGUUGCAAUUCAGUUUCCUACAUAUGAGAAGAUAAAAAGUUACUUAGCCGAUCAAAAUAACACCACCACGGAUAAACUCAGUGCUAGCGAUGUUGCAAUUGCUUCCUCGGUUUCAAAAAUAUCAGCUUCCACCUUGACAUAUCCCCAUGAGGUUGUGCGUUCAAGGCUUCAAGAACAAGGACACCACUCAGAGAAACGGUAUUCUGGUGUGGUAGAUUGCGUGAAGAAAGUAUAUCAGAGCUCAGGUGUCCCUGGUUUUUAUCGGGGUUGUGCCACCAACCUGCUGAGGACAACCCCAGCUGCUGUAAUCACAUUCACCAGUUUUGAAAUGAUUCAUCGCUUUCUUCUCACUGUGUUCCCUCCUGGUCCACACCCUCAAACACUGUGAGGUUGCAGCUCAGUUGAGCCGGUUUCAAGUAGCAGUUGCCAAUUUGUCAUACCUUAUAGACUCCCUUCUUUCCUAAUUUGGUUAAAUUCUGGUUUUAGGAGAGAGAUUAUGUGAUUGAUGUUGAUGAUGAUGAGUUAUGAUACAGGAUUAGGAACACCCUAAUUCAAUGUUUCCAAUUAAUUUCUCAAGGAAUUGUAAUAUCUUCAGAUAUGGUAAGAACAACAUUCUUUAUCUCCUAUAUAUGACUUAAACCGUCACCAAAUUCAUUUUAUUUCA